AUGUCAUACCAAGUCAGAUCCGAGGAUUAUAUAUUUUUAAUAAAAAGUUUAUUCGCUGGUGGUAUAGCUGGAAUGUGUUCAAAAACAACAGUAGCCCCAUUAGACAGAAUAAAAAUAUUAUUACAAGCACAUAAUAGACACUAUAAGCAUUUAGGUGUUAUUUCUGGACUAAAAGAAAUAAUCCAGCGUGAAAAAUUUUUUGCUUUGUAUAAAGGAAAUUUUGCUCAAAUGAUAAGAAUCUUUCCAUAUGCUGCAACACAAUUUACUACAUUUGAGCUGUACAAAAAGUAUCUAGGAGGUAUAUUUGGGAAGCACACGCACAUAGAUAACUUUUUGGCUGGAGCUGCUGCUGGUGUCACUGCAGUUACAUUAACAUAUCCGUUAGAUGUCAUUAGAGCUAGGCUUGCUUUCCAAGUCACUGGAGAACAUAUUUAUGGAGGAAUUAUACAUGCGGGUGUCACGAUUUUUAAAAAGGAAGGUGGUAUCCGAGCGCUGUACAGGGGAUUUUGGCCAACUAUUUUUGGCAUGAUUCCAUAUGCAGGAUUUUCCUUUUAUUCAUUCGAACAACUUAAAUAUUUAUGUAUGAAAUAUGCACCAGAUUAUUUUUGUGACAAGUGUGAUAGAAAUACUGGUGGUUUAGUUUUAACUACAUCUGCUAGAUUAUUAUGCGGAGGUGUUGCAGGUGCUAUUGCUCAAAGUUUCUCUUACCCAUUGGAUGUUACUAGAAGACGUAUGCAGUUAGCUAUGAUGAAUCAUGCUACGCACAAAUAUAGUACUAGUAUGUUACAAACUAUGAAAAUGAUAUAUAAAGAAAAUGGCAUUGCAAAAGGUCUGUAUCGUGGAAUGAGUAUUAAUUAUUUAAGAGCAAUUCCUAUGGUAUCAGUCAGUUUCACCACAUACGAAAUUAUGAAACAAGUACUGAAUUUAGAUACAGGAAUAAAAUUAUAAUUUAUUUUGCAAAGAUCUGUAACUUGUAAAAUAAUUAAUGCUGAUUCAUUUUGAUUUUCUCAUAAUUAUAUUGUUCCAAUUUUAUUUUACGAAAUAAGGAUAUUUUAAUGAA
Messenger RNA from Osmia lignaria (orchard mason bee), 1060 nucleotides. RefSeq names its product solute carrier family 25 member 16. The record is from RefSeq and is a predicted model, not a curated record. Gene Ontology annotation, biological process: transmembrane transport. Gene Ontology annotation, cellular component: mitochondrial inner membrane. NCBI's taxonomy places the organism in Eukaryota, Metazoa, Arthropoda, Insecta, Hymenoptera, Megachilidae.